Molecule: messenger RNA, 984 nt
Organism: Ostrea edulis (European flat oyster)
Lineage: Eukaryota; Metazoa; Mollusca; Bivalvia; Ostreida; Ostreidae
Product: cell death abnormality protein 1-like
Exons: 5
Coding region: 59-652 (197 amino acids)
Molecular function (GO): scavenger receptor activity
Source: RefSeq, a predicted model, not a curated record
UAGAGAGAUCGCAGUUUCCUUGUUCCUUGUUUUAUUCCGUGUUAAAAAUAAUGUGGCAAUGGAGUCGAUUAAAUUAGCAGUCAUUUAUCUAAUGUUCUUCUCAGUCAGGGAAACUUUUCAAAACACAACAACAGGAUGUUACGAUGGGUACUACAGAAAUGAGACAAGCGGGUCAUGCAGUGAAUGCCCCCCAGGAUACACAGGACCAAAUUGUUCCGUACCCUGUGUAGAUGGAUGGUACGGAAAGAAUUGUCAAUAUAAGUGUCCUUCUAUCUGCUCAAACUGUAACGUUAUCGAUGGAAGUUGUCCCAAAGAAUGCCCCCCAGGAUACACAGGCCCAAAUUGUUCAGUCCCCUGUGUAGAUGGGUUUUACGGAAAAUAUUGUCAAGACAUGACCAACACAACAGAUGCAGGCGACGUUAAUGGAAGCAAUCAUAUAAUCCAAAGACGGAACAGAUCAGCAUUUUACAUUGUGACUACGUUCGGCAGUGCGACAGCGAUGGUUUUAUUACUUGUACUGAUGUUCUACACUUAUAAGUUGGCUACACAACCUCUGCCACAGAACUUCACUUUUACGGUACAUGAUCCUGAUAGUGACGCUGAGCGAAAUCCCGUAAAUCCCGCUAGCUGUUCGAUUUACGAAAAUGUUUAGUGACGCUAUCGAAAUACUAUUAGAUUUUCGAAUGGUAUAUAUUUUGAUAAAAAAUUAGCCACGUCUUUUAUCAAACCGUGUACUAUAAGUUUAGUUAUAAUCGGACUCAAAUGAAAAUAUAUAUGGUAUAAGUAAAGAAGUAAAAUUAAUACAAGCCAUAGUUGGUUUAGGAUCCCCGGAAUAGAAUCAGUUGGAAUACAAAUGUUUUAUAAUAGGACGGCCAGGGAAUGUGAUUUUACUGAAGUUGCUUUAAUAAAGUAUAGAUUGUCGAAAUGUCGUCACGUGAUGUAGCUCCCUGUUGAAUGAUCAAUGUAGAUAAAUAUGUGCAUUUU